Messenger RNA from Trachemys scripta elegans, 3261 nucleotides. RefSeq names its product carcinoembryonic antigen-related cell adhesion molecule 5-like. Lineage: Eukaryota; Metazoa; Chordata; Testudines; Emydidae. The coding region runs from base 107 to 2953 and encodes 948 amino acids. The transcript is spliced from 16 exons. The record is from RefSeq and is a predicted model, not a curated record.
UCUGAGCCGGGAGGGGCCCCAUGGGGCUGCCCUGCCUGUGGGUCCUGGUCCCAAUGCAGAUGCCACCCUGCCCAGUUCAAGGCAGGUCCUGGUGCAACAAAGGACAAUGGGGCAAAUCCCCAACAGGCUGGGCGGCCCCUGGAGAGCGAUUCUCUUGGCAGCCUCUGUCCUGGGCUCCUGCCUCCAGCCGGCGCCAGCCCAGACCCCAGUGACCAUCGUCCUCACCCCGCCGAGCCCCGUGGUGGGAGGGGGCGUCAGUCUGGCCCCGCAGAAUCUGCCACAGGACGUGCUGGUCUGCAGCUGGUACCGAUCAGCGACCACUCAUGAAAGCAGCCGGAUCCUCACCUACUACCCACCUCCUGCCCCUGAUCAGAUCCCUGGCCCAGCCUACACGGGGCGGGAGAUAGCGGGGCCGGGCUGCACCCUGCACAUCGCGGGGUUAACGCUCAGCGACACCGGGAACUACACGGUGCUGAUACAGAGCCGUACUGGUACUAACCCUGUCCGCUCCAUCAGGGUGGUUCUGCGCGUCUCUGAAAUGCUGCCCAGGCCCACGGUGACGCCUGACCAAACCCAGGUGCUGGAGAACGGGACCUUCACCCUCACGUGUAACAGCUCCCCCAGCGCCGACACCGUGCUCUGGCUCCGGGACGGGGCAUCCCUCAUGCCCAGUGAGCGGCUGGGGCUGUCCCCUGAAAACCGGACCCUCAUGGUGCCGAAUGUCACCCGGGGCGACGCCGGCGCCUACCAGUGCGAGGUCGGGAACCCCAUCAGCUCCGUACGCAGUGAGCCCAGCACUGUGAUGGUGGCCUACGCCCCUCGUCCAGCUCUCUCUGCCGGGGCCGUCGCUGGGAUUCUCAUCGGGUCACUGGUGGGGGCAGCACUGGUCGGAGUCGGGGCCUAUUUCCUCUCCUCUCGCUGCCGGAACAAGACCCCCAAGAAGAACGGGGCACCCGUCCUGGUGUACGAGAACCUGCCCCUUACAGCCUGGGUGGGGCCAGUGGCCCAGCCCGGGAGCCCCCCUGAUCCCAGUCCCACAUAUCAGCCGGCGCCGGCCCAGACCCCAGUGACCAUCGUCCUCACCCCGCCGAGCCCCGUGGUGGGAGGGGGCGUCAGCCUGGCCCCGCAGAAUCUGCCACAGGACGUGCUGUCCUGCAGCUGGCACCGAUCAGCGAGCGCUGCUGAAAACAACCAGAUCUUCACCUACGUCCCACAAACACCCCCCGUUCAGCAGAACGGCCCGGCCCACACCGGGCGGGAGACAGCGGGGCCGGGCUGCGCCCUGAACAUCGCGGGGUUAACGCUCAGCGACACCGGGAACUACACGGUGCUGAUACAGAGCCCGACUAAGUGUGUCCUCUCUAUGGUGCAUCUGCCCGUCUAUGAAAUGCUGCCCAGGCCCACGGUGACGCCUGACCAAACCCAGGUGCUGGAGAACGGGACCUUCACCCUCACGUGUAACAGCUCCCCCAGCGCUGACACCGUGCUCUGGCUCUGGGACGGGGCGUCCCUUGCGCCCAGUGAGUGGCUGGGGCUGUCCUCCGACAACCGGACCCUCAAGGUGCUGGGUGUCACCCAGGGUGACGCCGGCGCCUACCAGGGCGAGGUCGGGAACCCCGUCAGCACCGAACGCAGCGAGCCCAGCACCGUGACGCUGGCCUAUGGGCCGGACUCUGCCAGGAUACACUCUCCAGGACCCAUUGGCCUGACCCUCGGGUCCCCUCUGACCCUGACGUGUGUCACCGACUCCGUCCCAGCCCCGAGCUAUCGCUGGGUUCUCAACGAGACCGGGAGCAGCUUGACCUUUAACCCCACGACCUUGGAUCAGCUGGGCACGUACAAGUGCCAGGCUCACAGCCCCGUCACCGGCCUCACGGCUAGUGUGGAGACCGAGGUGCUGGUUGGUAUCAGUCUCUCUGGUCUCCCCCCCGCAGCCUCCGUCCUGGGCUCCUGCCUCCAUCCGGCGCCGGCCCAGACCCCAAUGACCACCGCCCCGCCGAGCCCCGUGGUGGGAAGGAGCGUCAGCCCGACCCCGGCCCAGACCCCAGUGACCACCACCCCGCCGAGCACGGUGCAGAUACGGAGCCCAACUAGCCCUGUCCUCUCCACGGUGGAUCUGCACGUCUCUGAAAUGCUGCCCAAGCUCACGGUGACGCCCGGCCAAAUCCAGGUGCUGGAGAACUGGACCUUCACCCUCACGUGUAAUGGCUCCCCCAGCGCUAACACCGUGCUCUGGCUCUGGGACGGGGUGUCCCUCGCGCCCAGUGAGCGGCUGGUGCUGUCCUCCAACAACCGGACCCUCACGGUCAUGGGUGUCACCAAGGGCGACGCCGGCGCCUACCAGUGCAAGGUUGGGAACCCCGUCAGCACCAACCGCAGCGAGCCCAGCUACGUCACGGUGGCCUAUGGGCCAGACUCUACCAGGAUAGACCCUCCAGGACCCAUCAACCUGACCUUCGGGUCGCUUCUGAACCUGACGUGUGUCGCCGACUCCGUCCCAGCCCCCAGCUAUCGCUGGGUUCUCAAUGGCACCGACACUAAGGAGACCGGGAGCAGCUUGACCUUUAAUCUCACGACCUGGGCUCAGCAGGGCACGUACGAGUGCCGGGCUCACAACCCCGUCACCGGCCGCACUGCCUGGGCGUCUGUCGCCAUGCGGGUGACAGGGACGGACGCCCCUCGUCCAGCUCUCUCUGCUGGGGCUGUUGCUGGGAUCGUCAUCGGGUCACUGGCGGGGGCGGCGCUGGUCGGAGUCACGGUCUAUUUCCUCUACUCUCGCUGCCGGAACGAGACCCCCAGGGAGAACGGGGCACCCGUCCCAGUGUAUGUGAACCAGUCCACUACAGCCUGGACGGGGCCAGUGGCCCAGCCCGGGAACCCCCCUGACCCCAGCCCCACUUACGAGCCGCUGGAGCCCCGAGAGCCGGACAUGUAUGAGGAGCUGAAGAAGUGACGCCCCCUCCUGCCCCUGGUGCAUGCUGGAAGUGGCCCAGUGCAUGCUGGGAAAGGCGUGUCUCUGAGCCUGGGUCCCGCCGCCACGUUAAAGGGCAGGAAUGGUCACUGCCCAGCCUGGGGGGGUCCGUCUGUCUAUGCUUCUUCCCUGGGGCCCAUCACCGCAGCGUUUGGGCUUCAGUCUCACCUCACUGGCUAACCACAAGUCACACAAGCAAUUCCCUUAGAUGCUCCAGUUUCCCAGUAUCACCACCAGUGCCACUCGUUAUGGGGACAAAUGGUUAUGAAAACCAAUAUCCCAGUAAAAGA